AUGCCCCCAAUGGAUCUUGCAUCCGCCCGGGGGACCAAGCUCAGCGAUAUAGUAAUCAAUCACCGUCCUAGCACAGGCCGUGGCAAGAGACUUACUAUCCCCCAAGAGGGUGUUCUAAGGAGGCUCUAUGAACAAGAACUACCCUCACUUUCCAAUGGUGAGCUGCCAGCGAGAGGGUUCUGGGAGAAUCUCGCGUCACAGUUUCACAAGCGGACCGGUCGAGAAUAUUCGUGGCUGUCUGUGAAGCGGCGGGCUGCUGGUUGGGGUCAGAAAUCCGUAGAAACUGACCGGCGACUGGAUACCUCUCGUGCUAGCGAGCUCGAGAUUGAGAAUUCGGUAUCUGAGCCUAGUGAUCACGAGAUUCCCCAUGAUCCCCCACCCCAGGAGGGUUCAUACAACAGCGAACAACCCACGCUAUCACAAACAAAGCCUUCCCCACAUUCUCGGUAUUCGAACAUCCCAGAGUUAUCGCAACUUGAAAGAAGCCCUGGUGUCGGCGACUGGUUGCAGCGCAGUUGGGUUUCAGGUCGCCCAGACCCAAGCCAAAACACCAGUGGGAACCUCAGAUCUCAUCGUCUGUCGAAACCCCGGCCCCGAUCAAGAUCGCCCCAAGGUGUAUCGCAGCCAGGAUAUCGUCGCCGAUCUCCUUCACCAAAGAGACGCACCAAAAUUACUUCCAAACGGUUGCAAGACCAGCUGUCGUCUUCCUCCAAUGUAAUAGCUGCGCCUGGCCCCAACCAUUUAUCUGGCUAUUCCCCAGCCUACGAAUAUGUGAGGCCGAGCCAUCUGGGUAGACGAAAUUUCCCCAGAUUCAACCAUAUCCGCGAGACGACGGAGAAAGAUGAGCCUGAAAACCCUGAGAAUCACCCUCGUGAUUCAGAAAGAGCUAAAACUCGAGAAAACUACGUCAGAAACGGCCUUCUUGUGUCGCCGCACUUAUCUGACGAAGAUGACUUACCGCUGGCCCCAACUCGGAUUAUGAGAAGGCGUGUUGCAAAAUGA
Messenger RNA from Penicillium crustosum, 1002 nucleotides. RefSeq lists its product as uncharacterized. The record is from RefSeq and is a predicted model, not a curated record. The coding region runs from base 1 to 1002 and encodes 333 amino acids. NCBI's taxonomy places the organism in Eukaryota, Fungi, Ascomycota, Eurotiomycetes, Eurotiales, Aspergillaceae. The transcript has a single exon.